ACAUCGAAAUUCACGCCCUUUGAGCUGAUGUAUGGUAGAAAAGCAAUACAAGCUUAUGGGAAUGAUGAGGAAAAUUAUAUAGAUCCUGACAAUGUUGAGGAGAUAGAUAGGGAAAAGCAUUUUCAAAGUAUUGUUAGCAAGAUGCAGGACAUACAUAAUAUUGCCAUGGGCAAUAUUAAUCUUGCCCAGCUCAAGCAGCAGAGGGAUUAUAGAACCCGCCAUACUGGGAAAAAUGCUCCCUAUAAGAUAAAUGAUAAGGUGCUUAUCUGGAACAGCCGUCGAGCUGAUAGGAAGGGUGGAAAAAUGACACGGCCUUGGCUGGGUCCUUUUACAAUAGUUUGGAUUGUCAAAAGCAAUAUAGCUAAUAAGUGCUAGUGGGAAACAGGUAAAAACCCGACCAAAUAUUUGUAACAUAAAACAUUAUGUUAAGAAAAGAUGACACAAUUAAAGCAAGACAGAAAAAAG
Molecule: messenger RNA, 465 nt
Organism: Gordionus sp. m RMFG-2023
Lineage: Eukaryota; Metazoa; Nematomorpha; Gordioida; Chordodea; Parachordodidae
Exons: 4
Coding region: 28-375 (115 amino acids)
Source: RefSeq, a predicted model, not a curated record